Neltuma alba is the source of this 2475-nucleotide messenger RNA. Its product is annotated as disease resistance protein At4g27190-like. Gene Ontology annotation, molecular function: ADP binding; ATP hydrolysis activity. NCBI's taxonomy places the organism in Eukaryota, Viridiplantae, Streptophyta, Magnoliopsida, Fabales, Fabaceae. The transcript has 4 exons. The record is from RefSeq and is a predicted model, not a curated record. The coding region runs from base 1 to 2475 and encodes 824 amino acids.
AUGGAUAUCACUUGCGGAACAUUGAGUAGUUUGGCUGACAAGUUCCGGGAUCUAGUGAUCGAUCUAACUUGGGAGCAGCUUCGUUAUCUGUUUCAGUAUCACAGAAACAUUGAGGAGCUCAAUGAACGACUUAAGGAACUCACCCUUGAGAGAAGCUCCAAACAACAGCAAAUAGAUAAUGCUAGAAAAAAUUUAGAACAAAUUGAAGAGAAAGUUCAGCAUUGGUUGCGCAAAGUAGAUGAGAUUUUAACGCAAACACAAAUGUUUCAUGAAGAAGAGAGUCAAGCAAAAACAGAGUGUAGCGUGACUUCCUGUCCCAACCUGUGGCUACGUUAUAAACUAAGCAAAAGAGCAAAGGAAAUGGCACAGCAAGUUGUUGAAAUCUAUGGGAAGAGAAACUUUGAUAGGGUUGCAUAUCCUGUUCCUCCCCCAUCGAUGCCAGAAUUACUCAACAGAAAAAGCAAUGAACGGAUUGGUUCUAGAACGCAAAUUGUGAAUCAAAUUAUGGAGCUCUUAGAUAAUCCUAGUGUUAAUAUUGUCGGAUUGUGUGGGCUUGGCGGUGUUGGCAAGACCACUAUAGCUAAAGAGGUGGCAGAGAAGGCGAAGAAUCAAAACAUGUUUAAAAAGGUGAUCAUGGCAACUGUUUCUAAUGAAUUGGACGUUGAGAAGAUUCAAGGCCAGAUUGCAGAGAAGCUGGGUUUUCAACUCAAUGAAAAAUUUGAAGUAAGAGCUUAUCGUCUAUGUGAAAGGUUGAAGCAAGAGGAGAAUAUGCUCCUAAUAUUGGAUGAUCUUUGGAAGGAACUUGAUUUAGGCGAAGUUGGAAUUCCCUUUGUUGAUGUUGGAAGUUCUAGCAAAAAGAAUGAACGCUGCAAAAUUUUACUAACUUCAAGGAAUAAGAGUUUGCUGUCAAAUGGCAUGAAAUGUCAAAAAAUUAUCGAAGUGGACGUUUUGUCAAAGGAUGAAGCAUUAGAGUUGUUCAAGAGGAUUUCUGAACUUCCUAUUGACUCAAGCACUCCUGACAACUUGAUAUCUAUAGCCUAUCAGAUUGUUCGAAAGUGUCAUGGCUUGACAUUAGCGAUUGCAGCAGCUGCCAAGGCACUAAAGGGAAAAAAUCUAGAUGAGUGGCAAGAUUUCUGUAAACGAUUGAAUCAUCCUUUAAGGAGAAACAUCACAGGAAUUAAAGAGGUGGAUGUGAUAUUGAAGUCGAGUUAUGAUUGUCUAAGCUUAGAGAAAAAACGUAUCUUCUUGCUCUCCGCCAUGCUGUCCCAUGAUCCCUCAAUUGAUGACCUGCUCAUGUACUCUAUGGGCUUUUCUAGUCAUUACUUUACAAUACAUGAUGUCUUUCGAGAUCUUGCAAUAUCGAUUGCAACCAAUGAAUUAAAUGCAUUCAUUGUGAGGCAUGGAAGCUUGAAAGAAUGGCCUGAAAAAAAUAAGCUUGAAGACUACAAGGGAAUUUGCUUGCAAAAGAGUGACAUCAGUGACCUUCCAGAAGAGCUUCAUGGUCCAAGAUUAGAAUUCUUUCUGCUAGACAGCACAAAACGUGAUUUGGCCAUACCUAGGAUGUUUUUCAAAUCAUCAAAGGAGCUGAAAGUAAACAUAAUUGAGGUUGGAAGCUUGAAGAAGUUAGAAGUCCUAAGUCUUGCUUACUCUGAAAUUCAACAACUACCUAUUGAAUUGGCAGAGUUAACUUCUUUACAAAUGUUGAAUUUAGCCCAUUGCUCCGAGCUCAAAGUGAUUCCACCAAAACUGCUAUCUAGCUUCAAAAAAUUGGGGGUUUUGCUUAUGGGAAAUAGCUUUCACCAGUGGAAAGUUGAAGGAUCUACUGAAGCUAAUGAAAACGCGAGUCUUGACGAGUUGAAGGGCUUGCCAAUCUGUUCUCUAGAUAUUCAUAUUCCUAAUGUCUCGAUGUUGCCGGAGAAUUUGUUCUUAGAUAUGAAUUUGAUGAGAUACAAAAUACUCAUUGGGAAGCACUGGAAAUGGUGGACGGUCAGCUAUAAAACUUCAAAGGUAUUGAAACUUGAGCUUGAGAGUGAUAUCUAUUUGAAGCCUGGGGUUCGAAAGUUGAUGAAAGGAGCUGAAGAUUUGUGUUUAUAUGGAUCUAAUGGGCUUGAAAAUGUUCUACAUGGUCAUGAUGGAAGAUCAUUUCUGCAUUUAAGGCAUCUUCAGAUUGAAAGUAACGAUGCUAUUGAGUCCAUUGUUUGGAACUCAGCACAUCAUGAAGCAGCAACAAAUAACAUAUCCAAUAAAAUGUCUGAGUCGCUUUUGAACAAGGUGUUGCUUCCAAAAUUAGAGAUAGUGCGAUUAUCUAAUUCAAUCGGUUUGAUUCCAUUGAUAUGGGAGGACCAACUUUCACACAACUCAUUUAGGAACUUGAAAACAUUGUUUGUGGAAAAUUGUGGCUUUGUGAAAUUGGUGCCCCUUCGUGUGCUGAAAUCUUUAAACAACUUGGAAGAACUAGAAGUUAGGGAGCUGUGA